Molecule: messenger RNA, 1698 nt
Organism: Dibothriocephalus latus
Lineage: Eukaryota; Metazoa; Platyhelminthes; Cestoda; Diphyllobothriidea; Diphyllobothriidae
Source: the annotation of a GenBank genome assembly
AUGUCGACUUCAAAGAUAAAUCUUUCCCUUCUGAAUGCUCAUCUCAUCUGCGGUCUGUGCGGUGGGUAUCUCAUAGACGCAACAGUUCUCACCAACUGUGUUCACGCAUUUUGUCGGAGUUGCAUUUUACGAUACCUUUUGGACAACAAAGUCUGCCCCCUCUGUGAUUCUCUUAUUCACGAAGGCAGACCAGGAUUCGCUCUUCGUCCAGAUAUUACCCUGCAACGGGUGGUCUACAAGCUGGUACCCGGACUUUUAAGAGUCGAGUUGGAUCGUAUUGCGGCAUUUCGCGCCAGAUUUUCACAGAAUCCCACAGCUGUGUUGAAAAAAGUCAACAAACAGCUCGCUAAAAUGAAAUCUACAACGACCAUGGACAAUUACGUGAAGAUGAAUCACCCUGAGGAUGCCAUGUUCCUGGAGCAACUGGGCGUUUGCAAGCUCUGCCAACUGCGACUUCUGGAUGGCCCCACUUUCCACUCCUACUCUUUUCCAAGACGAUACAUGGACUUUCUGAUGGAUAAAGUUGACUCUGUGUGUGUGGUGUGCUUUGGUCUUCUUCAGAGUUUGCGGAUUUCCCAUGCAGCAGCUGCAGCAGGACCAGUUGAGAGUUCUGGUGACGUAAUUUCUCAGAUCAUACAGGUCGUAAUGUCUUCCAGCUACCGUUUUAGUGGAUUUCAGCUCAAUAUAUCCGAGCCGGCGGAUAUUUCGCUACGGGAUCGUGCUGUCUGGGCCCUUUUAGCAGAACGACACCAACAAGCCGAGCCUGGCGGCGGUGAUGAAAGGCUCGGAGACAUAUCAGCGGUCGCGGAUGUCGCAGUUCCGGCUAAAGUGGUCUUCCGAAAUUUGGCUUACGCUUUGAUUAAGGAGCAGUUGUUGAAGUUAAACGGCAUCCACAAGGCAUUAUUUGAGAGUGAUAUCCCCGGAUGGUUUGAUCCAUCGACCGAACAAGUCUCCAUCCUCGUCAGCUUCAACCUGCUGGAUCCGUCCGGCGUUUCCAAGCUCUACAUGGAUCGCCUAACCGACGCUGUCAGACAAACCUGCCCGCCGAGGCUCUGGUCGAGUCUUCUCGCUGCUCCAAAAAAAUCUCGUAGGCGUCGUCCCUUUGGAAGGGCUGUGCAGGAACUCUCGCCACCGGAGGCCUCCACAGUGUCGCGCACCUCGAUAAAACAACUUCUGUCCCUCCUACCGGACAAUGUGUUCUUGCAGAAGCUGCUUUCGGUGGAAGUAUCGAGAGUUGCGCCGCUGGUAGUCGCUGGUCGUUACGUGAAGCUCUGUCGAAAAUUGCCUCAAACACCCUGGAUCCUUGAUGGUGAACGAAAACUGGAGACCUCUGUGGAGGAAUUGAUCGCUGCGCCCCUGGUUAGCGCAUUCGGUCCGGGUACCAAGUACAACUUUGUCAGCUCAGGCAGAGAGGACAUUGAUGUCAGAUGUCUCGGCUUGGGUAGGCCGUUUAUGCUGGAAAUUUCAAACUACGCCCACACUCUAGCCUCCAUGCUUACUGAAGAGGGCAAACUUCUUGGAGAGAAGACGCCAAGUGACAAUGCCAAAAAUGGCGCCGAUGAUAUCGAUGCCAGUCAACUUUUAUCCGCUCCAGGCGAUCUCUCCUGGAUGGCCCGUAGAAUCAAUCUGUCGACAGACUGUCGUGUCUUCGUUCGCGAUCUCCAGGUGCGUUCGAUCAUAAUUUUGUCGCAGGUAUAG